AUGGCUUGCGUGAAAUCCUUGCUGGUCUUCGCUCUUGUGAACAUUGGUCUUGCCACAAACAUUCGAGGAGCAAGCCAGGCAGAUGACCUCAUUGAGCAAGAGGAAGUUGAUGAGCCCUCGUUUCCAAAGAGCUUGCUCGGGGGCAAUGCGGUCCUAGGCAUGGACCAGGACAGGCACACAAAGAUGUUGGUGCAAGUGAAGGCCACGGACGACAUUGUUGACGCCUGUGAGGACGUUGUGUGUGGAGAGCUCAAGUGCCCAACCGGCUUCACUGCAACGAAGUAUGAUGGCCAUUGCUGCGCGUAUUGUGUCAAUCCUAACAUCAAGAUUGAGCCCAAGAUUGUUGGAGCCACCGGCAAAUUUGGUGCAGAAGAGAGCGACUUCUGCCCCUACGUGUGGUGCUUUCCGACCAUGUGUGAGAAGGAAGAGAUCCCCGCCACAGCUGAGAAUGGCCAGUGCUGCCCUGUGUGCCCCAAGUAA
Symbiodinium pilosum is the source of this 480-nucleotide messenger RNA. Lineage: Eukaryota; Dinophyceae; Suessiales; Symbiodiniaceae. The record is from the annotation of a GenBank genome assembly.